AGCCGGGAGAGUGAAGAAGCGGAUAUUGAGCAUCCUCAAAUAACACUGAAACGAGACCAAGACAAUGGAUCGUUAUUAAGACUACUCCAGUGAAUUACAUUGGCUUGUCACGGGGUAAGCAUGUACCCUGAUGAGUGGAGCAGGAAUCGGCAGGGGAGAGAGAGAGCUGUGAUCACCAAUUUCAGCUUCAGCCAGCAGUCAGAGGAAGAGAGGACAGAGACAAUGAAACCUCACCGUGCUCAUGGCUCUGAGGAAUCUGUUCCUGAUGACCGGCAUCAUGGCAUCUACUUUGCCAUGUUAUUGGCUGGUGUCGGCUUUCUACUGCCAUACAAUAGCUUUAUCACAGAUGUGGACUACCUCCACCGCAAAUUCACAGGCACCUCUAUUGUGUUCGACAUGAGUUUAACAUAUAUAUUGGUGGCGCUUGGUGCUGUCAUUGUGAACAACAUACUAGUGGAGAGAGUGAGCUUACACACUCGCAUCUGUGUAGGAUAUCUCUUCGCAUUGGGACCUCUGGUGUUUGUGAGCGUAUGCGACAUUUGGUUGGAGCUGUUUGACACUCAGCAGUCAUAUGCUCUUACUCUGAUCGCAGUGGCCAUUGUUGCAUUUGGAUGCACAGUGCAGCAGUCCAGUUUCUAUGGAUACACAGGGAUGCUGCCCAAGAAGUACACACAGGGCAUGAUGACUGGAGAGAGCACUGCAGGAGUAAUCGUUUCUCUGAGUCGCAUUUUUACAAAGCUGUUGGUGGAGAACGAGAAGAGCAACACCAUCAUCUUCUUCCUGUUCUCUAUCUCAAUAGAGACGCUCUGUUUUCUGUUACAUGUGGUGGUGCGGCAAACCCACUUCGUCCGAUAUCACACCGACCGAGUUCGCCAUACCUGGUUCAAAGGACAGAUUAAUCAUGCUUCAACCCAAAAGCACAGCGACUAUCAGAUAUAUUAUGACAGCAGUGCAGACGAAGAGGAUGGAAUGACAUUAAGCACAGUUGAUGAGGCUGAUGCAGUUAAUUUGAGUACUAGUUCCAAUGGAGAUGGAAUAUAUGUCAGAUUUGAUGUCCCUAAACCAGACACCAGAAGGACAUGGAUCAGUGUAAAGGAGCUGCUGGGUCGGAGGUGUGCUGUUGCCAGAUUGAUCUGGCCCUAUAUGCUGUCAAUCUCAAUGACAUAUUUUGUUACAAUGUGCCUGUUUCCUGGUUUGGAGUCAGAGUUACAUAACGAUACACUGGGCGAAUGGCUGCCUAUUCUCACCAUGGCUCUGUUCAACAUAGCAGACUUUGUGGGCAAGAUCUUGGCAGCGUGUCCUUAUGAGUGUGGUGGUGUGCAGCUGCUGGUGUGUUCCUGUUUGCGCGUUCUCUUCCUGCCCCUGUUUGUGAUGUGUGUGUCGCCUGUGCAACACCCCAUGCUGAUUCACCCCAUCUGGCCCUGCUGCCUGUCUUUGCUGCUGGGCAUCAGUAAUGGAUACCUGGGCUCAGUGCCGAUGAUACAGGCAGCUGGCAAAGUGCAACUGCAACAGCGAGAAGUAGCGGGGAACACCAUGACUGUAUCUUACAUGGCUGGACUGAUGCUCGGGUCUGCAGUGUCCUACUCAACGUAUAGUCUGACCUCACAGGCACACUCUACUCACACUCUGAAACUCAACAGCACACUCACAUUACAUAGCUAUAUGCCUGGACACUGAGCGUUCUCUCAUACACUCUUGCACAAAUAUUUAGUUGACGAUAAUGUAUGGAAAAAGAUCAGCAGACCAGAAUUUCCACGCUGGUCCAGGGUAGUUUAUGCUAGUUAGUUUGGUGCUUGUCUUGCUGGAUGACCAGCAUGGUCUUUCUGGUGAAACUGGCUGACAAAGGAAGUAUUGCUGUUUAAAGUCCCCAUGAAAUCUUCGUUCCUGUUUUGACAUAGUUCCCAGGGAUGUGCAUGAUUACCAUUUGUAAUAUUUUGAUAUCAUAUACGGUUAUUCAUUUAUUUGUUGUGUGUCAGAAAUAAUGAAUAUUGAUUGCAAUAGAUAGGCUAUGUGUCAAAACUACUCACAGUGAGCUAUAAGCUUAAAUAGCACAAUACAAAGAUCUAUAAAUGAUCAAAUUAAAGUACUUUUUUUUAUUUUACUGUCACUGACUGUAACAUAAUAUUCUUUACCAACAGAAAGUACUUAUGCGGCAAAACUCAUAUGUGGUUUACAGGGUCACAUUUCCGUGAGACAGCAAACGCUAGUGUUGUCAUGAGAGUAGAAUUAUCCAGCUGCGAUUUUAAAGCCUCUUUGGAAUGCUUUGAUAUUUAAAUGGUUUAACAUUACACUUGUUGAUUUAUUGUAAGUAUGCACACCAGAACAAAGGAGAAAAAACACUACAGUGUUUCCCCUAUAUGCAUUUUGCAGCAGCACUGCACCUCUGCUGAAUUAUGAGUGCCACUGUUGGGAUUUCACAUGGUUCAUUUAAUAUUCUUGAUGCAACACAACGCAUGCCAGCCCCAAUAAGCUGUGUGCUUUCUACACUUCGAAAGGGACCCCACCACACACACACAAAUACACGCACUUACUCACAGUGACAUCACCGCAUAACAACACGUGUCAAACUCUCUUAAUUUCCUGUGGCCCAUAAGCUCAUUUCUGAAAUGUAGGAUGGCAGGGGAUUGCAAUGUUUCACUGAACAAUCAGUUAGCGCUUUCCAUGUGAAUAUUAAUGAGCCUUCCCCUGUCACCUGUAUGUUUUGGGGUGCAUUUUGCAGUGCUACACGGGUCAAUUGUCAACACGGCUUAAUCACAGCAGCACGAGGGCAGAGCAGGUGCGGUAAUUCGCGGACUGGUCUCAACCAAACAACAAACUAUUUUAAAUGUUCGGCGAGGAUCGCAAAACCCGUUUGAAUGCGGUACAGAAUUGUCUCUGGCUAAACUCUUAUGUCUCGAUGAUGAAACUAGUUUAAAAUAAACAGCCCCCACAUUCUAAACGGCAUUGAUAAAGAAAACAGGCGAAAACAUAAUUGGAAGGCUUUUCAAUUCUCAGUUCACAACACUUACAAAAAUGUACUAUAUUAACUAUGGUAGUUGUGGCAGAAAAUGUUUCUACAUGUAUUUAGACUGCUGUUUUUUCCAUUACAAAAAUGUCAUAGUUCUUCAUAUAGAAACCAUAGUUACUAAUCAUGGUAAUGAGGAGCCAUGUGUGGUUUUACCUAUGCCAUGAUCUAUUACAAAUGCCAUUGUUAAUCUAUGGAUACUAUGGAAGAACUAUGGUGCAUUGUCAUAAUUAUGGACCAAGCUAUCAGUUUUCUAUUUGUUCUCUUGUAAUGCUCUCUGAUUAUAGGAAAAUGUACAUUGUUUUGUUUGUCUUCUUAAAUUCCAAGACAUGACUGUAGUUUAAUUAUUAGGACCCUGAUGAAAGGAAUCUGUAAAGAAGACACUCUUGGUCACUCUGUCAGAAUAUUUCAAUUUAGUCAUAUAAAAAUUUGGUGUAGUGUCAAAUGUGCAUACAAUUUUAUUUGUAUGGGUGCUACCAAAGCAGGUGCUGGUGCCACAUUUUCAAAGGGCCCUUAGAGCGCACAAAUAAACCUUGAUGUGGCCUUGGCUGAAAUUGAGUUUGACACCCCAGUUUUAAUUUAUUCUUUGACCAACACGCAUUAAUAUGGGUCCGGCGUUGUGGGCUUGAGAACGUGCGCACAACAGCACUGCUGCUGAAAAAAAUUCCUUGGGGAAACACUGCACUGGCUUACCACUUUAUCAAGUGCUGAAACUUUGCCGGGUGAAUCAUGUUUGAACAGUGUAACAGUCACACAAAGUCCUCUUGAACUCUGAACUUCUUCAGAACGUUGAGUCUUUGUGAAACCUGUGCUAGCUACAGUAGACACAGCGCAACUAAUGAAACAGAACUCUGGUUUCACAAGAUGUGUUUUAUAAGGAUUAUAAAUGUGUUUACAUUAAGUUAUUUUUAACUUAUACACUGUCUAAAAAAUGUGCCGGUCCUGCGUGAGAUGCUGAAAAAAACAGCAAGAUAUGGUGCAGUGGUCAAAGACGUCAAUCAUACGCUUGUUUACAUAGAAAAACAAUUGAAAAACAGCACAGACGCACGCAAAAUAGGUGUGAACAGCCCCUAACUCGCCCUAUACUUACCGAAACCCGGGUUGCAGAACUCUGUUUAACCAAAAUAUGAUAUUAGUAUUUAGAGUAGAGGCAUGUCAAAUGGUUAACCAAGUAACGACUAUUCAUGCACAUCCUUACAUUUUCCUAUUAAAACAGAAAGUUUGGGCGGAACAUAUCCAAAAGCCUUUAUGUCACAGCUGUGAACCAUGAUUUUCUACAUUCACAACAUAUGAUGACCAGCUGAUUUCUUCAGAUGGGAAGUUGACUCAAAUGAAAUGUAUCCAGAUAUUCAUUUGAAUAGGAUAUGAUUAUCUGGAAAACCAUUGGACCAUCAAUCAAAUUUACAUUUUACAUUUAUGCAUUUGGCAGACGCUUUUAUCCAAAGCGACUUACAGUGCACUUAUUACAGGGCCAAUCCCCCCGGAGCAACCUGGAGUUAAGUGCCUUGCUCAAGGACAUAAUGGUGGCAGCCAUGGGGAUCAAACCAGCGACCUUCUGAACAGUUCUGAUUAACAGUUAUGUGCUUUAGCCCACUACGCCACCACUCCGAAAUUGAUUUGUGGUAUACAAAUAUAAGUAAUAUUCUGGGAUCAGUACAAGUAAAGGUCAAUCAACAACAUUUGUGGCACUCUUUUUUUUAAAGAAACGUGGAGAUGGGUCGAAAUUAUAAUUUGUUUUGUAAUCAAUAUUAUGCCACAAAUGCUGUUGAUGCUGUUGAGUUUAACUUGUAUUGAAACCGGAAUAUUCCUUUAAAUGUAUAGCCACCUGUCAUGUGUGAUUUAAGAUAGUAUGACACAUACCAUGGUCUCUGUCAUGACUCUAAUUUACAAUUGGGUGAUGUUGUCUUGUUGGUGUUGUGUUUUAAUUUACAGUCACCACUUUCAUCUGUUUUAACUUCCUAGAAGUAUUUAAAAAAAAAAAGGUUUGAAAAGGGAUAGUUUCACUAUUCCCACACUGUAAAAAAUUGCCAAGAUUUUACAGUAAUUUCUUACAAUUAAAUACUGUUUUCAAUAUUUUACUGUAAACUCAUUGCAGGCUGUGUCAUUUUCUUUCCAACUCAAAAAAUUACUGUGAAAAAAUAAAUUUGAGUAUCGCACUGCACUAUGGGGAAAAUUGUGUUUUGUCACCAAUAUGGUGUUUAGUGUGCCCUUUGGAUGGGACCUUAUCUUAUUAUUAUUUUCUAAUAAAAUUUCUCCCAGUUGGUGCAACUGUUUUUAA
Messenger RNA from Xyrauchen texanus (razorback sucker), 5282 nucleotides. RefSeq names its product asolute carrier family 29 member 4b (gene slc29a4b). NCBI's taxonomy places the organism in Eukaryota, Metazoa, Chordata, Actinopteri, Cypriniformes, Catostomidae. The transcript is spliced from 11 exons. Gene Ontology annotation, cellular component: plasma membrane. The record is from RefSeq and is a predicted model, not a curated record. Gene Ontology annotation, molecular function: monoamine transmembrane transporter activity; nucleoside transmembrane transporter activity. Gene Ontology annotation, biological process: nucleoside transmembrane transport. The coding region runs from base 121 to 1677 and encodes 518 amino acids.